AAGAUUGCUGAUUUCGAUCUGUCGAAUCAAGCCCCUGAUGCAGCAACGCGUCUUCAUUCUACCCGUGUUCUUGGAACCUUUGGUUAUCAUGCUCCAGAAUAUGCAAUGACCGGAAACCUCUCUCCAAAUAGUGAUGUUUACAGUUUUGGAGUCAUACUGUUGGAACUCUUAACCGGGCGUAAACCUGUUGAUCAUACACUGCCCCGAGGACAACAAAGCCUUGUGACAUGGGCAGCACCGAGGCUUAAUGAAGAUAAGGUGAAGCAGUGUGUUGAUGUUAGACUAAAGGGAGAGUACCCUUCCAAAGCAGUUGCCAAGAUGGCUGCUGUUGCUGCACUCCGUUACAAAAGCAUAACUAGUUGA
Messenger RNA from Lathyrus oleraceus (garden pea), 363 nucleotides. RefSeq names its product receptor-like cytoplasmic kinase 1. The record is from RefSeq and is a predicted model, not a curated record. NCBI's taxonomy places the organism in Eukaryota, Viridiplantae, Streptophyta, Magnoliopsida, Fabales, Fabaceae. The coding region runs from base 106 to 363 and encodes 85 amino acids. The transcript is spliced from 4 exons.